Polistes canadensis is the source of this 2766-nucleotide messenger RNA. RefSeq names its product zinc transporter 7 (gene ZnT86D). The coding region runs from base 461 to 1516 and encodes 351 amino acids. Gene Ontology annotation, biological process: transmembrane transport; zinc ion transport; intracellular zinc ion homeostasis. Lineage: Eukaryota; Metazoa; Arthropoda; Insecta; Hymenoptera; Vespidae. Gene Ontology annotation, molecular function: zinc ion transmembrane transporter activity. The record is from RefSeq and is a predicted model, not a curated record. The transcript is spliced from 2 exons. Gene Ontology annotation, cellular component: Golgi apparatus; membrane.
CUGCGAUAAAAUGGAACAAUUUUCUAGAAUUUUGUUGUUAGACCCAGCAAAUCACUUAUCUAUCUAUUUAACGACUGAAAAACAUUGAACUGAGCGACAUGUAGGAUAUACUCGCGUAUGUAUAAGUAGUCUUACUGCUGUUGUACAGCAUGACGAUACUACGAAUGUCUUUACGAUCGUUUAAGUUGAAUUAUUAGUGAUUUGCUGUCAUGAAUUCGUUCUAAGGAAGAAUCAUAGAUUAUCCAAAUUAUUAUUGGAUUAAUUGUAAUCCCUGAGUGCUUUGGAUUUUGUACAAGGGGGUAAGAUUUAGAAAAAUAUAAAUAAAGGUUAACAUUUUUCCAUGAACGUGUCACACUACUUUAGACAUUUACGAUGGUAUUAAGAGUAAUUUUCAAGAUAAAAUAAAUAAUUAUUGUUAAUAGAGUGUUUUUAAUAUAAUUAACCCUGGCGCCUAAACAAAAUGCUUCCGCUACAUUCGCACAAGGAUUCAUGCAAUUUUGGCAGCCGUAUCAAGGAGAAGCUUCUCGGUUGGAAGCGUUUAAUUUUUUCUGACAAAAAUACCAGAAACUUAUUUUUGCUUCUGAUUUUAAAUUUAUCUUUUGCUUUCGUUGAAUUAUCGUAUGGAAUAUGGACAAACAGUUUGGGCCUAAUCUCAGAUAGUUUCCACAUGUUUUUUGAUUGUACUGGUUUGUUAUUUGGUUUGGCGGCAUCGGUUAUUACAAAAUGGAGAGCCAAUGACCGAUACUCAUACGGUUAUGUACGUGCAGAAGUAUUGGGUGGAUUCGUUAAUGGAUUAUUAUUAUUGUUCGUUGCGCUCUUUAUAAUGUCCGAAGCUGUUGAAAGAGCUAUCGAGCCACCUGAGAUAAAACACGAAAGACUCUUUGCUGUUUCUCUGCUGGGACUCUUAGUGAAUUUAAUAGGAAUCUAUGCCUUUCAACAUGGACAUGGACACGGUCAUGGUGGUCAUGGUCAUUCGCAUUCUCAUAAUAGCGGGCACGACCAUUCUCAUUUGAAUCAUAAUCAUAGUCACAAUCAUCAUGAUAUCGAAAUAGAUUCAACUUUUAGUAGUAAUAAUUCUCAAAUUAUGAAAGGAGUUUUUCUACACAUAUUAGCAGAUACUUUGGGAUCUGUAGGAGUAAUUAUAUCAGCUGUCUUAAUGCAAAUGUUUGGUUGGAUGAUAGCUGAUCCUAUUUGUUCCAUGGUCAUUGCAAUAUUGAUAGUGUUAAGUGUACUCUCAUUAAUGAAAGAAUCUUGGGAGAUUCUUAUGCAAAGACAACCUAUAGCUUUGGAUCAUGUUUUACCACAGUGUUACAAUAAAGUGACCCAAUUGGCUGGAGUUUAUAGUGUACAAGAACCACAUUUCUGGACGCUUUGUUCUGACGUUUAUGUUGGUUGUAUAAAACUGGAAGUAGCACGAACUGUAGAUCCAAAGUAUGUGGUUGCACAUACUCAAAUGAUUUUUCAAGCGGCAGGUGUGAGGCAAUUAACGGUGCAAUUGGAUUAUGCACCCAUGUGAUGUAUUAGAAAUAUAUGUGUCGUAAAGUGUUCUUAUAAAUGCUCCAAUAGUGUAUUCACUUGUGGAGUUUGUCAAAAAGGCGCAAGAAAUACAGCAUUUACGCAAAUUAUUUUUGCGAUUUUGAGUUUGUGCGGUUGCUUAGUUUUAAAUAGAGGCGAAUAUCAAUUUCAAUUACAAAUUAUUUAAAAAUUAUACAUAUAUAUAUAUAUUAUUUGAAAAUGGUCAACCAUUGGAGUUAUCAGUAUAGGACCUUUCAGUCCUAAAGCUCUCAACUACUGUUUCCUAAUAUUUUGAGCAUGGUGCUCUAUAGAAAGUAUAUAAAUCCAAAUAAUGUUGCAUUUCAAUAUAUAGUUGAUAAACUUCUACUUUUUUUUGUGCUUUUAUAUCAAUGCGUAUAGAUCUUUUUUGAGAUUUGGAUGUUCUUGUAAUCUAUACCUAUUGAUUAGAAGAAAUUUAUAGAUAGAAGAUUAUCAUUUUCAAACUGUGUUAGUGAUUUUGGCUGAUACUAUCGUCUAAGAAUAAACAAAAAUAAAAGAUUUUAAAUAUUUCAUUAAAGUCAUUUAUACGUAAUACGAUUUAUAUAAAAAAAAAAACUUAUUUUGUAAUAGAAGUGUUAUUUCAUUAUAAAUUAUCAUUUUAAUAUUGUAAAAAAUCUUCAGUCUAAUGUAAUUAUAAUCAUAUUAAAACCAAUAGAAUUAUAUAGUUUUGAACACAAUUCUUUUCAGAAACAUCAAUCAUUUAGUUUCUAUAUUUAACAACAAAAUGUACGCAUGUAUAAUUUACUUUCUUUUGUAACUAACUUUCUUUAUCGAUGGAUUUAAUUAAAACAUGUUUUAUACGUAUAUAUGCAGAUAUAAUGCAGUAUUAUUAAUGGACAAUGAGUUAAACAUAGAUAACUAUAAAUAAUUAUGUAAUUCUACGAUUAUAAAAGAUUUUUCAAUCGAAUAUGCAGUUUAUAAUAGGGAAACAAAAAAGAAAUAAAAUAUGUACAUUCCAUGACGUAGAUCUAUCAUUAAUGAAAGUUACAUUAAUAAUUUUUCCUGCUAAAAAUGUAAUCUACAAUACUACCAUGAAAUUCAGUGACUUUUUAAGAAAUAAUUUUUACUUUGCAAUAAUUAAAAUAUAUAUAUAAUGUAGUGAUAUGAGAUUUAAAUAUCUCGAGAAUAAAUGAUCCGAAUGAUAUAGUCAUGCAGAUCAUUUUUAUUCGUUUUGUCAUGUUCCACAAAAUAUAUAGUUCCAUUUAAAAACAA